Molecule: messenger RNA, 1518 nt
Organism: Corticium candelabrum
Lineage: Eukaryota; Metazoa; Porifera; Homoscleromorpha; Homosclerophorida; Plakinidae
Product: Golgi SNAP receptor complex member 2-like
Exons: 5
Coding region: 139-480 (113 amino acids)
Source: RefSeq, a predicted model, not a curated record
CAUAAUAAAUAAUCAAAAUGUUACUAGAUAUCCGGGAAUUGUAUUUAUCUGGGUAUUUUACUAAUUUUAUAACCCGUACUGCCAACGUAGCUCGUUGAUGUUCUAUUCGUUGUGACCGUCUUCCUCUGCCUUUCGUCAAUGGAAUCAUUAUAUCAAAAAGCGAACAAAUUGUUGAUGGAAGUUCAGAGUCACAUAUCAUCUCUAGGGCACUCGUAUUUGCCUCAACUUGAGCAGGAAAUUGAGGGUAAAUUAGAGGAGUUGUUCUCUGAUAUUCAGAGGUUGGAGCAGAUGGUCGCUAAAGAACCACCUUCCAGGAAGCAGAGCGCCAAACUACGAGUUGAACAAUUGUCAUAUGAUUGUCACUAUCUACAUAGUACUCUUAGGACAUUCCAACAGAAACAGCGGCUCAAGGAAAAGGAAGAGCACAAUAGGAAUGAAUUGUUGUCAAGGAGAUUUACAGCAAAUAUCUGUGAGAUUUGAUUUCUUGCCAGUCACAUGAUAUGUGGAUUAGGUGCCAAUAAAAUCUCAUCUUGCAAGAGACACCAAUAGCUAAGUCUGACUCUCGAUCAUGUGUGACAGACAGCUGUUGGAAUGUUAAUUCUUAAUGAAUUGGGCUGAUAUUUAAAGCAACUGUAUUGACAGACAGACAGACAGACAAGUUAGUUUUAACGCAGGGCCUGCGGGCUUGUUUGUUUAUUUACAGUUUAGUGUGAUUGUACUAGUUUUAAUGUAUGAAAUAUAUGUAUUAAGACAGACAAUCAAACAGACAGACUGACGGACAGACGGACGGAUAGACAGGCAGACAGACAACUGACAGACAGACAUACAUACAUGUUUACAGACAGACAUCGAGCAAUUGUGAUUAUGGCAAGGAACUGGACAUCCAAGGAUACCAUCUAAUCACUUGUAAGACUGGCGGUGGUCCAGUGCACACUCACAACUCAACUUGUCGCACAAACUAGAGCCACAAUACCGGUAUGUCAACAGUGACAAGAGGUCAGACAUCCUCGUUUAUGACCCAGAUUCAGGUGCAGACAUUGAAUUAGAUGUGUUGUUGGCUCAUCCAUGGUGUUUGGACUCAGUGAAGGCAGCCUCCAGAGAAGAAGUAGCAGCAAUGAAACGGGAGAAGAAAGAGGCAAAGUUUAAUUCUGAGCUGCUGCCAGAAGGUCCUGCCCAUUGGUCCUUCCUCUUGCUUCAAACAUUUUGGCCGUUGGGGUGAACAAGCUGGCAAAGAGUGCAAGAGAUGAUGAAGGAAAACAAAAUGAGACCGACUUCAAGAACAAGUGGUGAUCAAUCAUUUCAGUGACACUACAACAUUGCAAUGCAAAAGUUGUCUUUGACAAACUCAUUAGCAUAGCGAGAUUAGAACAUCGAAAUGUAUUGUACUCAGUGUAGUUUGUAUGCUUUAGGACAGUAAUGGUCUUGUUGUGUUAGUGUUAGGUUGCUCAUGAUGUAAACGUUUGAUAAUGGAAAAUAUAUGUAUUGAGACAGAAAGAUGGACAUACAUAUACAUACAUA